Molecule: messenger RNA, 450 nt
Organism: Notothenia coriiceps (black rockcod)
Lineage: Eukaryota; Metazoa; Chordata; Actinopteri; Perciformes; Nototheniidae
Product: nesprin-1-like
Exons: 3
Coding region: 100-450 (116 amino acids)
Source: RefSeq, a predicted model, not a curated record
UGUGUGUGUGUGUGUGUGUGUGUGUGUGCAGGAGAGGCAGCCUCUGCAGACGCCCCCCCGCUGAGCGGAGCCGAUCAGGACGCCUCGUACCUGGGAUACAUGCGUCUGCUGGGGGAGUGUCGCGGCUCCAUCGACACGGUGAGGAAGAUGGGCUGCGAGCUGAAGGAGGAAGAGGAGGGGGGGGCCGGACUCAUAGACCCCAGCUCAGAGUCCCAGACCUCUGGAGUGAUCGAGCGCUGGGAGCUGCUGCAGGCGCAGGACGCCAGCCGGCAGCUGCGCAGGAAGCAGAGCCAGCAGCAGGAGCAGCAGCUGACCUCAGACCUGCUGAAGGUGUGCAGCUGGCUGGAGGGGGCGGAGGAGGAGCUGCAGCAGCAGAGGAGGCUGGAGGUCAGCUCAGACAUCCAGGACAUCCAGCAGCGCAUCCUCAAGCUCAAGGUAGCCCUGCUCUAA